Messenger RNA from Pochonia chlamydosporia 170, 342 nucleotides. RefSeq lists its product as hypothetical. NCBI's taxonomy places the organism in Eukaryota, Fungi, Ascomycota, Sordariomycetes, Hypocreales, Clavicipitaceae. The record is from RefSeq and is a predicted model, not a curated record. The transcript has a single exon. Bases 1 to 342 code for a protein of 113 amino acids.
AUGAUUUCCAACAUUUUCAAGACAGCGCUUUUGCUGCUCUCCCUAUGUCUCAUGGUUCAUGCCCAGUCUGGCAUGACCGUGUAUGGCUGCACGAGGGCCAACUUUCAAGGCACCUGCCAAUCAUUUACUUGCCCAUACCAAGAAUGCUGCCAGCUGCCGAGCUUCUUUCAGACGAGCCUCGUGUCGGUCAAGUCCACUGGGCCGUAUAAUUUCCGUCUUUUUACGGAUGCGGGAUGCGCUCUCCACUGCAAUGACAAUGAUAAUGGGAGUCGACAUGUCGAUUCGGCAGGGUGGGGGAACAUUGGUGCGGCGGCGUAUGCGUGCAUCGACGGGCCGUACUAG